Messenger RNA from Trematosphaeria pertusa, 1621 nucleotides. RefSeq names its product WD repeat-containing protein-like protein. Bases 104 to 1219 code for a protein of 371 amino acids. Gene Ontology annotation, cellular component: Set1C/COMPASS complex. NCBI's taxonomy places the organism in Eukaryota, Fungi, Ascomycota, Dothideomycetes, Pleosporales, Trematosphaeriaceae. The record is from RefSeq and is a predicted model, not a curated record. Gene Ontology annotation, molecular function: protein binding; chromatin binding. The transcript has 2 exons.
CUGCAAAUCCCCAAGCGCAGAGGGAGACGCACUCCUACUCUGGGCGUGCCAACCACGACCAAGAGAUGCUACUUGAGUGCAAGUAGCCCACCGAACCACCACCAUGGCGACGGGAUCAGCCACUCCCGGCGCCCCUCCACCCCCAGCAGGCCCUCCGACGCAGAAAGUUAGCGACGUCAUAACAGCCUUUAGGCCUUCGAGACGCUUCAAAUCCCCCAGCCCCAGCACCUCCAUCACCUCCCUCGACUUCGACGACACAGGCGAGCUCGCCAUCGUAGCACGCGACGACGACACGCUCCAGAUCUACAACUGCAAGGAGGGCAAGCACGCGAAGGAGCUCAAGAGCCAGAAGUACGGCGUGCAUCUCGCGCGCUUCUCACACCAUGCGCAGAGUAUCAUCUACGCCAGUACGAAGGUGGACGACACAAUUCGCUUCCUCUCUACGCACGACAACUCCUACAUCCGCUACUUCAAAGGGCAUACGGAUACGGUGACCUCAAUCGGACUAUGUCCCUCCUCUGAUCAGUUCAUAUCGUGCUCCCGCGAUAACACCGUCCGGUUGUGGAACCUGCAGUCGCCUAACUUCUACGGCCUGCUCAACCUCCACGCUCCCUAUCUUGCAUCCUACGACCCCUCUGCUACGGUUAUUGCCAUCGCGUCUCCUCCCACACACUCCGUUCUUCUCUACGACGUGCGCAACUUCGACAAACCGCCAUUUGCCAGCUUCGACCUGAUGGAACUUGAGCAGCGCUUCCUGGGUCCACAGGGCGGAGAAUGGACAAAGAUGGAGUUCACAAAUGAUGGAAAGAGUCUGAUUAUCAGCACAACGGGCAGUGGCCACUUCGUCCUGGAUGCCUUCUCAGGCGAGAUCACACACUUCUGCUACCGCAAAUCCGGACACUCGGGUCGCCUCGCCCCGGGAGCAGCACCCCCAGGCCACGGCGCAAACGCAGCGAAUGGAACAAGUGCGGCACUCGGACAGGGUGAUGUUUGCGCAACUCCCGAUGGCCAAUACCUCGUAGGCGGCAGCGGAGAGGAAGGACUCCUCGUCUGGGACAUUGCGAAGGCCCCGACAGCGAACAACUACCUCGAGCCGAUAGAAGCGCUACCCGGCCACGGCAAAGCGGCAAUCGUAGGAUACAACCCGAGGACGAAUCUCAUGGCGAGCGCGGAUAGGGAUCUCUUGCUCUGGCAGCCAGACCCGGAUCUCAUGAUGUAAGAGGACGUUGCAUGAAGAACAUUUUGAUCUUUUUAGUUGUUCUACCUUGGCAAGAUAGGAUACUAACAGGUAUGUCAAGACCAGAUGUGCAGCUGGCGAGGAUGCAUGGCCUGAAGAUCGGAGAAUGAGCCGGAUACAACGGGAGCGCAACGCGCAGGCUUUGGGAAGGAACGAGCGCGUGCUCGGGCAGGAUGAGCAGCUCCGGCAAAGUAAACUCGAAUCUCCACUACGGCCAAAAUGGGAGCCGGCCGAUGAUCCCGGACAGGCGGCUUUCAGAGUAUUGGGAGAGGGUGAUCUAGUAAGCUCCGCGCGCAGCUAGUGCACAUUAGCAGAAAUAUUGGAGGAAAUGAUAGAAAGUAGACAGGCAUAUUCGCCGCCUAAGCAGCGUCCUGCUUCUUUGCU